UUCGUCGAUUCAAGUUUAUAUAGGCAACCCAAAUUAUACGCCACUAUGCCUCGGGUCAAGAUUUAGAUAGAAUAAAAAUUCCCACUCCCACCCUGUGGCACUGGCAACUGGCAACACUCAACUCAACACUGCUCCCGCUCCCACCAUCUUUUGAUGCCUUAAAUAUUUUGUUGAUAUAGGGCUUUUCAUUCACAGUUAUUUGUUUCGAGCUUCUGUCAUGUGACACAUAAUAUUAAUAUAUCUACGUCAUACGUUAUUGGUAUAUAACAAUGAUACAAACCAAACACGUAUGGCGUAGAUAUAUUAAUAUUAUGUGACACAUGACAGAAGCUCGAAACAAAUGACAAUCGAUGAAAAGCCCUAUUAUACAUUAUACUUAUUUUAAUUACAAAUACAAAUAAAUUCCUUUAUUAGUUAUGGAAGUUAAAAGUGAAAUUAAGAAAGAAUUUACUGAAUAUGACCAAACAUCAGGUCAUUUAUGGGCAUCAGUAGAUCUCCAAAACUUAAAAAAUGAACCAAAGGAAGAUCAUCCAGCUCUGGAAGUUAAAGUUAAAAAGGAAGAGUUUGGAGAAUAUGACCAAAAAGUUCUAGAGAAUCUAUCCACAUCAAUAGAUCUUCAAGACCUGAAGGAUGAACCAGAGGAAAAUCAACCAGGUUGUUCAGGCAAUAACACCAGAAUAAAAAUGAUGAAAACACCUGAAGAUUCAUCUCAUGAAGAAGAAGAUUUGGCUAGAUACAUUGAAGAAAGAACAUUAAGUAAAAACAUGAAAGUUCAAACUGGAAGUGGACCUUACAAAUGUAUAAUUUGUUUAAAACAAUUUACUGCAGCAUGUACCCUGAAAUCACAUAUGGUGACUCACACUGGAGAAAAGCCUUAUAAGUGUGAUACUUGUUUGAAACAAUUUACUGCACCAAGCGCUCUGAAAUCACAUAUGGUGACUCACACUGGAGAAAAGCCUUACAAGUGCGAGAUUUGUCUUAAGCGAUUUACUCAAGCCAGUUCUUUGAAACUACAUAUGAGGACUCACACUGGUGAAAAGUCUUAUAAAUGUAAAAUUUGUUUUAAGCAGUUUGCUCUAGCCGGUAAUUUAAAAUCACAUGUGAUGACUCAUAUAGGAGAAAAGCCGUACAAGUGUGAUAUUUGUUUUAAGCAGUUUACUAAAACCAAUAAUUUGAAAUCACAUAUGAUGACUCACACUGGAGAAAAGCCUUACAAGUGCGAGAUUUGUCUUAAGCAGUUAACUCACGCUAGUUAUUUGAAACUACAUAUGAUGACUCACACUGGAGAAAAGCCUUAUAAGUGUGAUAUGUGUUUUAAGCAGUUUACUCAAGCCGGUCCUUUGAAGUCACACAUGAUGACUCACAGUGGAGAAAAGCCUUACAAGUGCGAGAUUUGUCUUAAGCAGUCAACUCACGCCAAUCAUUUGAAACUACAUAUGAUGACUCACACUGGAGAAAAGCCUUAUAAGUGUGAUAUUUGUUUUAAGCAGUUUACUCAAGCCGGUCCUUUGAAAUCACACAUGAUGACUCACACUGGAGAAAAACCUUAUAAGUGUGAUAUAUGUCUUAAGCAGUUUAUUCAAGCCGGUCAUUUAAAAUCACACAUGAUGAGUCACACUGGAGAAAAGCCUUAUAAGUGUGAUAUUUGUUUUAGGCAGUUUACACAAGCCAGUACUUUGAAGUCACACAUGAUGACUCACACUGGAGAAAAACCUUACAAGUGCGAGAUUUGUCUUAAGCAAUUUACUCAAGCCUGUCAUUUUAAAUCACAUAUCAUGACUCACACUGGAGUAAAUCUUCACAGAUGUGAAAUUUGUUUGAAGCAGUUUACUGCGGCAAGUACUUUGAAAAGACACUUGAGAAUACACACUGGAGAAAAGCCUUACAAGUGCAAAAUCUGUUUUAAGCAGCUUACUCGAACGGAACAUUUGAAAUCACACAUGAUGACUCACACUGGAAAAAGCCUCACAGAUGUGAAAUUUCUAGAAAGGCGGCAGGAGCGGCACCGUUGUUCAGGCAAUGAGAACAGAAUAAAAAUGAUGAAAAUACCUGAACAUUCAUCUCAUGGAGAAGAAGAUUUGGGUAGAUACAUUGAAGAAAGAACAUUAAGUAAAAACAUGAAAGUUCAAACUGGAAGUAGACCUUACAAGUGUGCAAUUUGUUUAACUCCAUUUACUGCAAUUUUUACCCUGAAAUCACAUAUGAUGACUCACACUGGAGAAAAGCCUUAUAAGUGUGAUACUUGUUUGAAACAGUUUACUGCACAAAAUACUCUGAAAUCACAUUUGGUGAUUCACACUGGACAUAAGCCUUACAAGUGUGAAAUUUGUUUUAAGCAGUUUGCUCAAGCUGGUAAUUUGAAAUCACAUGUGAUGACUCACACUGGAGAAAAGCCUUACAAGUGCGAGAUUUGUCUUAAGCAGUUUACUCAAGCCAGUAAUUUGAAAUCACACAUGAUGACUCACACUGGAGAAAAGCCUUAUAAGUGUGAUAUUUGUUUCAAGAAGUUUACUCAUGCAGGUUCUUUGAAAUCACACAUGAUGACUCACAAUGGAGAAAAACCUUACAAGUGUGAUAUUUGUCUUAAACAGUUUACUCAUGCCAGUAAUUUGAAGUCACACAUGAUGACUCACACUGGAGAAAUCCCUUACAAGUGUAAGAUUUGUCUUAAGCAGUUUACCCAUGCCACUAGUUUGAAAUUACACAUGGUGACUCACACUGGAGAAAAGCCUUAUAAGUGUGAUAUUUGUUUUAAGCAGUUUACUCAAGCCGUUCAUUUGAAAACGCAUAUGAUGAUUCACACUGGAGAAAAGUCUUACAAGUGUGAUAUUUGUUUUAAGCAGUUUACUCAAGCCAGUUCUUUGAAAUCACACAUGAUGACUCACACUGGUGAAAAACCUUACGAGUGCGAUAUUUGUUUUAAGCAGUUUACUCAUGCCAGUAGUUUGAAAUCACACAUGAUGAGUCACACUGGAGAAAAGUCUUAUAAGUGUGACAUUUGUUUUAAGCAGUUUACUCAAGCCGGUCCUUUGAAGUCACACAUGAUGACUCACACUGGAGAAAUCCCUUACAAGUGCGACAUUUGUCUUAAGCCAUUUACUCAAGUCAGACAUUUUAAAUCACAUAUCAUGACUCACACUGGAAUAAAUCUUCACAGAUGUGAAAUUUGUUCGAAGCAGUUUACUGCGGCCAGUACUUUGAAAAGACACUUGAGAAUACACACUGGAGAAAAGCCUUACAAGUGCGAAAUUUGUUUUAAGCAGCUUACUCGAGCCGAACAUUUGAAAUCACACAUGAUGACUCACACUGGAAAAAGCCUCACAGAUGUGAAAUUUGUGUGAAACAGUUAUAUACAAGGAAUUUGAGAAGACAUGUCACAAUUAACUACCCCAGAUAACCGAAAUACCAUUGAAAAAUAAUAUUUCAAUCAACCAUGAUACUUAUCGUUCACCCUAGCCUAGCUCAGAUUCACAAGUUGUGUGUUCGUCUUGUCCUAAUCAAAAAUAUGAGCAAUGAACAUCUGGAUUGGAAGCAAACAAAACAAUAUUUAACUAAUCAUGUUUAUUCCUCAAUAAAGAUAUAAAUAUAAUAAAAUAUAAUUUACAUUCAAUAACAUAAUAUAUAUUCAGAUUCUUGCCAAAAACUAACAAUUCUUGGAUUAUACUUAUGGCUUUUGGUAUUGGUUCGAUUGUAACUCCUUGAUGUCGAAUGGUACUGCUGUUUCUGAGAGUGGCUCUGAGGUCCUAAAUGUUGCAUUUCACCCGGCCUAUGGAUGUUGGUUGGUGGUUGCAGUAUAGAUGGUCAUUAUAUGGUCCUCAUGGUUGUAUCGUCGGCGAUGGAGGAUGCAUGAGGCUCCCGAAUGGAGAAAGGUGAUUUUUAUUCCCAAAAACUAGAAGACAAGCCAUAUAUUAGUGACAUCAAGAAGUAUCUAUUGAAACCUUUCCUUGCCCAAUAAUCGUAAAAGUAGCAAAUGGCAAAGGAAUAAAACAAAAUUAAUAGCAAUGAUUACUAGUUAAAUUAUUAGAUUAUCACGUCCAUGUUACUAGGUAAAAAGAUUAUCGUAACAAAGCACAUGGGUAGAGAUUUGGAGGUUAGAUACGAAAGAAUGAUUAUAAAAACUAUUAAUGUAGAAAUAUAAAUUAAUAUAUUCGGGCCUUUGUUUCCACUCUUAGUUGUUUGUUUUUCCAAAUUGUGUCGUUUAUUCAUCCGGCCGUUCUACUGGCUUUAAUUAUUUGGCCUAUUACCUGUGAUAUUAUCGACUCGACUAAUAUUCUUUUUACUGAUGAGUCAAGGUCCUUUGUGGAUCCGACAGACACUUUGCACUGUUGGAUCCACAAAGUGCAAAUCUUGACCUCAUCAAUAAAAAGAAUAUCAGCCCAGUCGUUAAUAUCCCAAACGACAUAUUCUGGUGCAAAACUUAAACGUGUUAUACGCUGUGCACUCGUUAAAAGUAGAGAAGUAGCAGCCACUCUGACUCUGAUUCCAAAUUCCCUUAAUUUGUUUAAAACCAAAUUGGCACUUUACGAACAGAACAUUACGAGCCACGGGCUAUCGAAAGCUCAUUUUGCAGUUGUCUAGCUGUAAUAUGAUGUGUACGUAAAGUCUUCAGAUGUGAAUAGCGUUCAUCUGCUGGGUUCGUGAACGUGGAAAGUCCUGGAACUGGUCUUCUUGUGUAUCCUCCACCUUCUUAAAGCACUUAAAAUACUGGAUUGGUGGAUUCCCAUAGAUAUCACUGCGACCGUCCAUCUCAAAUUAAAGCUACAAUUUGGACUGCUUGUUCUGACGUUAUAUUACUCAUUUUUUGUAAAAGACCACACUCCCUCAUUGAAAACUCUAGCAUACAUAGUACACAGAUCAAAUUCUCGAACACAACUGUACAAAAUAAAUAUUCUUCUUUAAC
This is a messenger RNA of Diabrotica virgifera virgifera (western corn rootworm), 4900 nucleotides long. RefSeq names its product zinc finger protein 729-like. Lineage: Eukaryota; Metazoa; Arthropoda; Insecta; Coleoptera; Chrysomelidae. Gene Ontology annotation, biological process: regulation of transcription by RNA polymerase II. Gene Ontology annotation, molecular function: RNA polymerase II transcription regulatory region sequence-specific DNA binding; DNA-binding transcription factor activity, RNA polymerase II-specific. The coding region runs from base 417 to 3341 and encodes 974 amino acids. The record is from RefSeq and is a predicted model, not a curated record. Gene Ontology annotation, cellular component: nucleus. The transcript is spliced from 5 exons.